AUGGCCUUGACGAGCCAGGCCAAGAGCUUGUACGCCGAGUUGCAGCGCCACCAGCUCAACCCGGACCAGGUCCCUACCCCACAGCUCAACAACUUGUUCAAUCAGCUCAAGGUCAGUGCAGUCGAUUCAGCUGUCAGCUGGUUAUUUUGUCUGGCUGACAUGGAAAGCUCGUCUCAGAUUCACCUCGCCGAAUCCGGCUUACUGUUCCCCACCGCGUCACCCUCGACCGAGCAAGAGAAAGCGGACCUCGUCAUCGCGCGUGAGUACGCAGCAACACAGUCAAGAGUCGGUCCCCAUCUUUUUAACCAAAGUCGACCCUCUUUCACAGGCGACGUGCUCGAGUUUGGCGCGCUGUUUUCGAUCCAGACCGAGGACGUGCCCUCGUUCGAACGCUACAUGUCUCUCCUCUCCGCCUUUUACGCAGAGCCAUCGCAAGUCUCCCCGUCGCCGAAUCGAGCUGCGUUGUCGGCCUUGUCCCUCUUGCGCCUCUUGUCGCAGAACCGCAUCGCCGAAUUCCACACCACCCUCGAAACGCUCUCCUCGGACCUCAUCCUCUCCCGAGAAAUAACCUGGGUACUCGAGGUCAGUUGCCGCGUCUUUCCUAACCCCCCCAAUUCCUGCACCCCGCCAAAAAAAAAGCAAAAGCUAACCGAUUCCGGUCCCGUCGACGAUCGACGAUCCACACCCAGCUCGAACGUUCCCUGAUGGAAGGUUCCUACUCGAAAGUGUAUUCACUCUGUUCGAACCCUUCGAAUCUACCGCGCGUCGAAUUCGAAUACUUCAUCUCGACGCUGCUCUCGACCGUGCGUUCGGAAAUCGCUUCGUGCGAUGAAAGGGCCUACGCUACUUUACCCCUCCGCGACGCGCAGACCUUGUUGUUCUUUUCGAACGAAUCCGACGUUCGAGCGUUCGCGAAGGAACGGGGGUGGAGCGUCGAUGAAGCGAAAGGGAUCAUUCGAUUUGGGGUACAGAGUGGGCCGCUGAAGGCCAACAAAUCGACGGAGGCUGGGUGGGGUUUGGGAGGGGAUAAGGAGAUGAAUAAGGAGAGGAUCGUCGCGAGUGUGGUCGGGUACGCCAAGGAGUUGGAGAGUAUCGUUUAG
Microbotryum saponariae is the source of this 1100-nucleotide messenger RNA. The record is from the annotation of a GenBank genome assembly. NCBI's taxonomy places the organism in Eukaryota, Fungi, Basidiomycota, Microbotryomycetes, Microbotryales, Microbotryaceae.